Durusdinium trenchii is the source of this 2218-nucleotide messenger RNA. The record is from the annotation of a GenBank genome assembly. NCBI's taxonomy places the organism in Eukaryota, Dinophyceae, Suessiales, Symbiodiniaceae.
UGGAGCCCGAUCAGUCAACCACGUAGCGGACGAGUCGGUCAACGGGUCGGUAUCCUGGUGCCAUGACGCACAGCCAUGUAACAUGUAUGUGUCAAAUUGGAUGACCAGGUUGGGUAUGUUUCAAAGAUGGGCCACAUUUGAUCUCAUCCCACAAAACUGUCGCUGUAAAUGCAAAUUAGAGUGACCAACACUGCUGCAGGCUGAGUGCAGGCCUUGUGGGUCUUUUUUUAGCAAUGCCGAAUCAAGACUAGCGUGUUUCUUGCAGUUGCCAAUUUGGGUUUUGUCAUAUUUUGUCAGUGUUUUGUCCGCAUGAUCGAAUCCUUGGCAAUAGCUGCACUGGUUCAAGACCAGUGGCAGUUUACUUCCCUCAGCAUGGCACAGGUUCGACCGGAGCUGCCAAACCAUGAAGUGUCGGGGCGCACCGUGGGCACCGUGGGGACACAAGGAACCACGUCCAGCGGAAGGAGGAGAAGUUCCUUAACCAGGCAGAUUUCCAUGAUCGUGGCCAAGACACAAACUGGCGCAUACACCUUGGAAGUGGAUCCACUGAUGCCCUUGGUGAUCUUCUCCGGCGUCGUUCUUGCGGGCUGCGCGGGGAUGGUGAAUGCCAUCGCCUUCGAAACCGCCGAGACGUUGGUGAGCCACGUCACCGGCACCGUCUCCAAGGUGUCCCUCCAUGCAGUGGGGGAACACGCAGAUGCCGGCAAGAUGGUUUUGAUAGUGACCUUCUUCGUCUCGGGCAGCAUGAUCUCGGGGUGCAUGAUCAAGAAGAGCGCGGUGAAAAUGGCAUACAUGGGCUAUGGACUAGCCAUGACCAGCUCAUCACUGCUCUUGGUGCUCUCGCUGAUUUUAUUCAAUGCCUCCAAAGAUGUGGCGGUUUACCUACUUUGUGUCGCGUGUGGACUCCAAAACGGCAUCAUGUCCUCCUACACGGGCUCGGUCAUUCGCACGACGCAUAUGACGGGCAUCGUUACCGAUAUAGGGCUCAUCGUUGGGAGGCAUAUCUCAGGCUUCGUGAAGCGCAGAUGCUGCCGUAGAAUCCAUUUUGCAGAUGAGGAGCCAGGCGAAGUCAGGAAACUGGUGCUUCUCCUGCUGCUGCUCUUGAGUUUCCUGAUAGGAGUUGCUGCUGGCAGCGGACUGGCUCAAGCACUCCACGAGAUUAGUUUGUUGGUGCCUGCGAUUAUCGCUUUUUUGGCUGGUAGUGGCUACAUGCUGUGGACAUACCUGCGGGACGAUAUCCAGGAGGAAGUGAAGCUCUUGCGGGAAGCCAUGGAGGCGCCCACCUCGCCCACCUCGCCGACGGCGGAGCCACUGAAGGCUAAACAAGAUGGGCCUGACAGUCCACAAGCUGAGGGAAAGGAGUGCCAACCGUUUGCCCCGGAGGUGAGUGACUUGAAGCCGGAAGCUCCGCCAGAGGGUCCCUGAAGACUUGUGCCGCGCUGAACACGAUUCGUGUGAAGAUUUAGAGUUGUUGACGGAUGAGAGUGGCACAUGGGUAUUCACAUGGGUGGCACCUUGCAGGAUGGGUGGCACCUUGCAGGCUGCCCAGAGUCGGGUUCAACUCUUUGUAGUUCUUGUACGAUGGAUGACAUCUGGACCAAUCGAACAGAUUCAAAACGCGGAGCGUUUUUUUUUUUCGCCGGCCAUGCAUCAACGGGGGAAUUUGCAGGAUGAAACAGUCGGAACAUGACAUGUAUUGACUCGGAAACCCUUUGGAGUUUGUGUUGAAGGGCGAGAAAUUGACAACUAUUGAGUAGGUUUGUCCCAAAUGUGUCUCCAGAACCUACUCAAGUACUGCAAGUAUCUCACCAUCUCACACCCGCGCCCAGGUCGGCUGCGUUCCUCUCCAGAGUUUUCUCAGCUGUGUUCCGUUUACAGACCCAGCUUUGUCCAGUUUUGCUAAGCAAGGCUGUGACACAUGGGGAUGUCUCAAAAUCAGGGAACCCUUCGCCCAGUGGGUGUUCAUCAGUUUCCCUCGUACAAGGGAUCUUUGCGGGGUCGGUUUUCAUUUUAAGACAACCCACAUCCUCCCAGUGGAUCCUUGACUUAUCUUGACUUCACUAGGCAAUGCCAAGCAGUUUCCCUUUUCGUGGCCUUUUGAGCAUGAUCGGAUCCACUGGGUGUUGUACAGAGAGAUCUCCAUUGCCAUCAAUUGCGGUGGAAAACAGCCAUUCGUGGCGUGGAGGAGUGGAGUCGAACGGUUUUCUCAAAGAACGGC